UAUAUGUCAUUCUUACUCACCGGUUUGUCACCCGUCAAGAUUUCCCGAAUAUAUGGGCGAGGUGAGGUGGAGGACGCUGAAGAAGUCAAAAAGAUAAACCUCCGUUACCUACUUUUAGGUGUGGUUUUGUUUAAUUUUUUUUCAGAAUUUAAUUUCCUUAAAAACUUUGGAAUUCUCGAGGCAAAAUGGCUGGUAGAUUACCAGCUUGUGUUAUUGAUGUGGGCACAGGUUACACAAAAUUGGGAUUUGCUAACAACAAAGAACCUCAAUUUAUCAUACCAUCAGCUAUAGCCAUAAAAGAAAGUGCUAAAGUAGGUGAUCAAUCUAGUCGGAGGCUAUGUAAAGGAGUAGAAGAUUUAGAUUUUUACAUUGGAGAUGAAGCAUUUGAUGCCACUGGCUAUUCGAUAAAGUACCCAGUAAGACAUGGACUUGUCGAAGAUUGGGAUCUGAUGGAAAGAUUUUUAGAACAAUGCAUUUUUAAAUAUCUGAGGGCGGAACCUGAAGAUCACUAUUUUCUAUUGACAGAACCUCCACUAAACACUCCUGAAAAUAGGGAAUACACAGCUGAAAUAAUGUUCGAAUCAUUCAAUGUUCCUGGAUUGUACAUUGCCGUUCAGGCAGUUCUGGCGCUGGCUGCCAGUUGGAUAAGCAGGAGUAUUGCGGAUCGAACAUUGACAGGUAUUGUGAUUGACAGUGGAGAUGGUGUUACACACGUUAUACCUGUGGCUGAAGGUUAUGUCAUAGGAAGCUGCAUCAAGCACAUUCCCAUAGCAGGGCGCAACAUCACCUAUUUUAUCCAGUCGUUACUUCGUGAAAGAGAAAUUGGAAUCCCCCCAGAACAGUCAUUGGAAACUGCCAAAGCAAUAAAGGAAAGAUACAGUUAUAUUUGUCCAGACAUAGCCAAGGAAUUUGCAAAAUAUGACAGUGACCCUGGUAAAUGGAUGAAAACCUACGACGGUAUAAAUUCUGUAACGAAACAACCCUUCCAUGUAGAUGUAGGAUAUGAAAGAUUUUUGGGUCCCGAAAUAUUUUUCCAUCCAGAAUUCUCGAAUCCAGAUUUUACAAUUCCAAUAUCUCAAAUUGUUGAUGACGUAAUACAGAACUGUCCGAUUGAUGUGAGAAGACCGCUUUAUAGCAAUAUUGUUUUAUCGGGGGGCUCCACAAUGUUCAAGGAUUUCGGCCGAAGGUUACAGAGGGAUAUAAAACGCACUGUUGAUGCCAGACUUAAGUUGAGUGAAGCCUUAGCUGGAGGAGGUUUAACACCAAAGCCGAUCGAUGUUCAAGUUAUAUCUCAUCACAUGCAAAGAUACGCUGUUUGGUUUGGUGGUAGCAUGUUGGCAUCCAUGCCUGAAUUUUACACUGUUUGCCAUACGAAAGCGGCUUAUGAAGAAUAUGGCCCCAGUAUUUGCAGACAUAGUCCAGUGUUCAGCACUAUGACAUAAUUGAUAUAAUUUCCUUUGUAUUAUUUUAAUAUAAUUUUUUUAUUGAAAUUUAUAGAUGCAAUUUAAACUCUAUUAAGAAAUAUAAUUUUAAUUGAAGUUAAA
Molecule: messenger RNA, 1544 nt
Organism: Harmonia axyridis
Lineage: Eukaryota; Metazoa; Arthropoda; Insecta; Coleoptera; Coccinellidae
Gene: Arp3
Product: actin-related protein 3
Exons: 7
Coding region: 186-1442 (418 amino acids)
Biological process (GO): Arp2/3 complex-mediated actin nucleation
Cellular component (GO): Arp2/3 protein complex; actin cortical patch
Molecular function (GO): actin filament binding
Source: RefSeq, a predicted model, not a curated record